Messenger RNA from Leptidea sinapis, 4049 nucleotides. RefSeq names its product facilitated trehalose transporter Tret1-like. The record is from RefSeq and is a predicted model, not a curated record. The coding region runs from base 69 to 1502 and encodes 477 amino acids. NCBI's taxonomy places the organism in Eukaryota, Metazoa, Arthropoda, Insecta, Lepidoptera, Pieridae. The transcript has 9 exons. Gene Ontology annotation, molecular function: transmembrane transporter activity. Gene Ontology annotation, cellular component: membrane. Gene Ontology annotation, biological process: transmembrane transport.
AGCGGACAUAUUCUUAACACAUCGCUCCCUCACCGCGUCUUAUAAUUUAAAAACAAAAUGAAGUGAAUAUGGUGAGCAAAGUUAUCGAUGUCAAGAAACAAGUUGGCAGUAAACACAACCAAGUGUUAAUGUCGAUUGUCGUGUGUAUGCCAAUCGUUGCAUAUGGAUCAGCCAUGGGCUGGAUAUCCCCAAACAAGGCCUUACUCAUGGGAGACUCGUCACCAGCUCCAUUCCCGCUCAAUGAAGAGAACGUCUCCUGGAUGGCUUCUAUUAUGUUCAUCUUUGCACCCAUCGCUGUGUUCAUAUACGGCAUGGCAACAGAUAAGUUUGGAAGAAAGAAUGCUUUGCUAUGCGCAUCUAUUCCCAUUUCUGUAGGAUGGGCAGUAAAACUAAUAUGCACUCAUCCUAUUGCACUGAUUGGUGCACGAGCACUCAUUGGUUUUGGAUCAGGAGGAGGAUUUGUGGUGUGCCCGCUCUACGUUAAGGAGAUCAGCGACGACAGCAUACGAGGAAUGACGGGUACUUUCGUUAUAUUUUCUCAGACUGCGGGUAAUCUCCUAGUCUUCAUUUUGGGAGAUCUUCUGCCGUACAACAUGGUUUUAUGGAUACUUCUCGCCGUGCCUCUCAUACACUUUUGUAUUUUGCUACGGCUACCAGACUCACCUUCAUACUUAGUGAAAAGUGGAAGAAAUGAGGAAGCUGCAAAGGUUCUAGGUUGGCUGCGGUCAGUGCCUGACACUGACCCCUCAAUAUGUAAUGCAGUAGACCGGCUUGUGAUAGAACAGACAACAUCGGAACUGAAAUUUUCACCAAAACUCUUGUUUGCCAAUAAGACGGCUAUGAAAGCAUUCUGGGUCGCUCUCAUAGUAAACCUGGCUCGUGAGUUCUGUGGCUGUAUCGCCGUGCUGGUAUACGCCAGUCACAUCUUCGCGGAGGCCGGUAGAGACCCUGGGAGCAGUGUUGGGUUAUCGCCGAACAAGCAGUCGAUAUUACUAGCUGUGGUGCAGAUAAUUGGGUCAUUUUUGGCAUGUCAGCUCGUCGACCGGGUUGGUAGAAAGCCUUUGCUCGCGGUAACCAGCGCUGCAGCAGGCUUCAGCAUGUGUCUGCUGGGAGUGUGGUUCUACUUGCAGACCGUGGAAGUUCAUAUGCCCGGCUGGGUGCCGAUCCUGGCUCUCUGUGUCUCCAUCUUCGCUGAUGCGUCAGGACUACAGCCUUUGCCGUUCGUUAUUAUGACUGAGAUGUUUAGUUUUCAACUAAGAGGAACAGUCGCAACUCUAAUAAUGGCAAUUUCACUGGGAACAGACUUCGCCCUGCUAAUGUUGUUCACACCACUCAACAACUGGAUCGGCUACCAUUCCACCUUCUGGUUAUUCAGCGCAGUGUGUCUCACCAACGUGUUCUACCUGAUACUGUGCGUUCCGGAAACCAAGAUGAGGAGCUUGGAAGACAUCUACUCCGAUUUGGAAGGAAAGCGGAAUCAUGCAAAUAAAACCGAUGCGUAGAAUCUGUUAUAUUUAGGUAGCGUCUGCUUGAUAAAUAAAAACUUAUGUACCAGUUGCAUUCACGUACCUACGAAAACCUAAAAAAAGACUUGUCUAUAAAAAGGUAGUCAAUGAAAUGUCCGAACGGCGUUGUAUAUGCGUACAAAUUAACUUAUAUAAAAAAUAUUAAAACAUUCAUUCAAAUUAGCGCCUUAUUUCAUGACAGUAAUAUUAAGUCUAAAUAUAUACUCAUUAGAAACUCGGACGCGAACAGGAGGCAAGACCAUAUUUUUGUUUUAGCAAUUCAAAUGUAAUUACUUUUUUAGCAAAAUAAUGGCAAGCGAGCCAGAGGCCGAUCUCCUAACAGAUGGACCUACCAAACAAAAGACUCCAGGUCCCUGAGGUUUAGCUCCGUAGUCAGGGCCGCGAUGGACUUAGGCUAUUGAAACAAAUAAUUCACUCCAAGUGUGGACCACUUGUUGAUGACCACGAUCCUCAGUCAUAAGGGAAUGACUAGAGAGAUUUAGUAAAAUUAUUGAAAACGUCUAGUUACUCACACAAUUUUGUUAAUUUAAAGGGGCACUACCCCCAAAUACGACACACCAUCCUUUUAAGUUUGGAUAUUCUGUUAUGUGGACAGUUUUUCACUUGUCACUUUGUCAUUGCGUGGCGUUGUAUUCAAAGCGCGAUCGAAACACAACUUAAAGAAAACUCUGCCUAAUGGACGCGUAAGCCGAGUUUUGCUUCCGACAAUUUUUGAGGGUGAUUGAGAGUCUAGUUCUUUAAUGUACGUCAAGGACUCACUCACGAUGGUUAAAAUGAGUGAGUCACAUGUAAGUGAAUCAAUCAUUUUAACCAUCCUAAGGGAGGGAAUCAGAGCGGGACCUUUCGAGCGCACCAAUGAGUGAGCGUACCUUAAUUUUUGUUAUCAUACCAACCUCAGAAAAGGUAAUAAUACCUACCCUACGUGCAGUUUGCCACGGCACUAGACUUAUGUUUAGCAAAGAGAAUUUAAACUACGUUCAAGCGAAACUUUUUUCCAACAAAUUUCUUAUUAUUUAUUUUAUUUUUAUUUAUAUUACCGUCUUUCUACUAGCCACCGUAGCUAGCAAAGAUAAUUUAAGCCAGAAGUCGAGAAGAAAACGCUACGUUCAGUAUCUAGUGUAAUACCUUGUCUAAUUAGACUAAUAAAAAGAAUGAGGCCAAUUCUCGACUUUUAAGUUUUUUAACACAAGUACAUAAUCCUUUCUCUUUCCUAAAGGUCACAAUACAACUAGAUCUGCAAUAAGCUAAGAUGCUUAUCUUUUGUUGCGCAAUGCCACUACAAAAAUAAUAGAUGAGGGAUGGGCAUUGACUGUAAGACCUUGUAUUAUAGCACUAGGACUUAGUAACAUUAUUAGAAGUGUUUAAACUAAGUUCGCGUCUCAUGCAUUGCAUGUUAUAAUAUUAUGUAGGUAUAUCCAAUCUUUCCGUGUAAUUUUAUGAAAAUAGGAACGAGACGAGCAGACGUCCAGCUGAUGGUAAUUGAUACACCCUGCCCAUUACAAUGCGAUGCCGCUCGGGAUUCUUGACAGCCCUAUAAUUCUAAGCUACACUACACUGCACUACAAUUGCGCUCGUCACCUUGACAUAUAAAAUUUAAUAUCUCUCUUCACUAGCUACGGCGCCCUUCAGACACACACAGUAAUGCUUACAGACUACUGCUUCACGGCAGAAAUAGGCGCCGUUGCGAUACCCAUAAUCUAGCCGGCAUCCUGUGCAAAGGGGCCUCCUACUGGUAAACUAGUAUUGACAAAUACCAACUAUGCAUUAUUUAUUCAAGAAAAUUUGUAAGGUAUAUAAUACGUACAUAAUUCUUUUUAUUGUAAGAAAUCCUCUUUAAUUGGUGGUUGACGACUAUAUUUUUGUCCUCGCAAAUGCGUGAGAGUGGUUCAUGACCAAAAUCAUGACAAUCGUCUUCAUUCCCUUCUUCUCGGGCUCGUACCAUAGCUCAACCAAUUUGUACAAGACUCUAAAUAAGCAACAUGUGAUACUUCAAAAUAAAACAAACAACAUAUUUAAAGAAUAUUUACUUAAUAAUAAAUAACUGUGUGUACUAGAAUACAAAAGCAUAAUUCAAUUUAAUAUCUCCGUCAUAAAUAAAACAAUAUUGAACGUCGUCAUCGCCAUGUCGAGUAUUUAACUUAAAAACGAACUUAUAUCGCUAAUAAUUCAAAGACUAGCAAACAUAACAUGUUAUUUCUUCAUAUUUACGUAUUUGAGGCAAAGCCUCACAAACAGACAAAGAUUAAAUUAGAGCUGCACUUUUCGACCACCAAGCCUUUUAAAUUGAUAAUUUAUUAAAGUGAAACUUUUAUUACAUUGUCUCAAACUUUUUCGUCUGUGUGUUGCAUGUCGCGUGACGGUCGGGCGGCGCCUAUAGUUCGCAGCAGCUGACCGUGUAGUGUAUAGGCUAUUACUCAUUUGUGCCAAGUGCUCCACGCUAUUUUGUAUGUUUUUGUCAGUGUUUAAUGUAAAUGUUGUUUGUCAGUGUUUCAUGUAAUCCUUUUCAAUCAAUAUUUUUAACCA